CCGGGCCGCGGGCGGGGGAAGGCCAUGGCCGGGCCCCGCGCCGCCGCCGCCCCGGCGCCUCUUCCGGCGGCGGCGGCGGAAGCGGCAGCGGCAGCGGCAGCGGCGCAGCAUGGCGGACCCGCGGCGGCCGGCGCGGGUGGCCAGGUACAAGCCGCCGGCCACGGAGAGCAACCCGGCGCUGGAGGACCCCACGCCGGACUACAUGAACCUGCUGGGCAUGGUGUUCAGCAUGUGCGGCCUCAUGCUCAAGCUGAAGUGGUGCGCCUGGAUCGCCGUCUACUGCUCCUUCAUCAGCUUCGCCAACUCCCGCAGCUCCGAGGACACCAAGCAGAUGAUGAGCAGCUUCAUGCUGUCCAUCUCGGCCGUGGUGAUGUCCUACCUGCAGAACCCCCAGCCCAUGUCCCCUCCCUGGUGACGCUCCCCGCCGGCGUCGCGCUGUCGCCCGGCUCAAAGAAUAAAGGAGCGGCUGGAGGGAGCUCGCCGGCUUUGGAGACGGGCUGCUCUGGUUUUGCAGCGCGAA
This is a messenger RNA of Dromaius novaehollandiae (emu), 520 nucleotides long. RefSeq names its product WD repeat domain 83 opposite strand (gene WDR83OS). Gene Ontology annotation, biological process: protein insertion into ER membrane. NCBI's taxonomy places the organism in Eukaryota, Metazoa, Chordata, Aves, Casuariiformes, Dromaiidae. The coding region runs from base 110 to 415 and encodes 101 amino acids. The record is from RefSeq and is a predicted model, not a curated record. Gene Ontology annotation, molecular function: protein folding chaperone. Gene Ontology annotation, cellular component: endoplasmic reticulum membrane. The transcript has 4 exons.